Molecule: messenger RNA, 1124 nt
Organism: Brassicogethes aeneus
Lineage: Eukaryota; Metazoa; Arthropoda; Insecta; Coleoptera; Nitidulidae
Source: the annotation of a GenBank genome assembly
GUAAAAUGUUUCAGUGAAAAUGAAUAGGUUUAAUAACUCAGAGAAUUAUAAUAGUGUACAAAUUAAUUCUACUUUGGAAGAUAAUAUUUUGUCCAGUAAUGGUACUGGUAGCGAUACCGUGCCACAGUGGACUGUUAAUUUUUAUUUUGUUUUUGCUUUUUUUGGGAGUUUGGCGAAUUUGAUCUACAUUUUUGCGAUUUUAACAAGCAAACGAAAUGGUACACUUUUAUUGGUAUUGCAAAUAUCAUUUGUGGACACAAUACUGUUUUAUGUUGCAAUAUUAGAAAUAUAUACAAUUCAAAAACGGUCAUGGAUAUUUUCUGCAGAAAACUGCCAAUUUUUUAGUGGAAUGGAAAUUGUUAUGAACACCUUAAUAGUAUAUUUAUUAUUAUGCCUUAAUUGUCACAUAAUAUCGCUAUGGAAUUUAAACAAAUUUGAAGUAAACAAAGAAAACAACCCAUUGACAUCUUGCAGAGAUGAUUCUGACGAAUGUUUGGUAACGAAAAACGAAAAUAAAUCAAAUACCGCCUACAGAACACGGAAUAUUGAAGUGUCGGUGGUGUUUCCAUCGAUUUUCAUAUGGUUCGUAAGUGUAUCCCUUAGUAUACCAAGUUUUACUCUAUCCUCGAUAUUGAAUGUCGAUGAAAAAUAUAAUAUGUGUGGCAUAGAAGACGGUUUUUAUGGAGAAAUUAUGCAGAAGUUAUUAUUGGUUUUUAAAAUUGUGAUACCAUUUUCACUUCUUAUGUUUUCUCUAGUGGUUCUUGUAGUUAUAAUAUUUAAAACCACAAGGAAUCGCAUUAAUAAUUCUUUGACAAAAAAAUUUACAGAAAUAAGGAUAUUAUUAAUAUUUUCAGUUUUAAUAACUCUAUGUUUUUUUCUUACAUCCACCCAAAGAAAUGUUUUGUUUGUUUACCAUUAUUUUAACUUACCUUUUCAAAAUACUGAUGUAAAUUUUAUAGCGUCUCCAUUUUUUGCCAAUACACAAAACUCAAAAAUGAGUUUAUAUUUUUCUAUGUUAUACUAUACUGGAAGCUCAGUCAGAGGUUGUUUGUAUUUUUAUGUGCUGCCAAAGUUUAGGCAUUUGCUUACAAAUAAAGUGAUGUGUUUUGAUAUUAAUAAAUAAG